Protopolystoma xenopodis is the source of this 294-nucleotide messenger RNA. The record is from the annotation of a GenBank genome assembly. Lineage: Eukaryota; Metazoa; Platyhelminthes; Monogenea; Polystomatidea; Polystomatidae.
UGUUUUUCCAUCCUCCAGUCAACAGGUGCCAGUGGUACUUUGCAGGCAGGUGAUUGUCUAUCUGUCCAACACGUGCAGUAUCGUUUGAACCCUUCUACAGCCUCCCUCGGCCAUCGACAAUUUGCUGUUACUAGCGAAGAUUCCUCAGUAGUCGUUACAACUGCAGUGGCCGGGAUUAAUUUGUCGUCUGGCCAGUUUAACAAAUCCCCAAUUGCAAAUGGUGCUGGCAGAGCCACGUCUUCCCGCUGUUUGGAUCGAUUCAGCACUGGCCCUGUUGAUGUUGCUGGAGUGUAA